AUGCAAGCCUGGCUAGCAAGUACCGAAGCUGUCAGAGCACCAGCAGAGGCCCCGUACAGCUUCGUCGCCCCUUUAACAAGGAUGGCCGAGAGCGAGGUAGACACGCCGAGCACACCGAUUGAGUUCGAGAGUAAAUAUUUCGAGUUUCAUGGAGUCCGGCUGCCGCCCUUCUGCAGGGGAAAAAUGGAUGACAUUGCCAAUUUCUCCCUCAGAAGCAGCGACAUAUGGAUUGUCACGUACCCUAAAUCAGAUAAGCAGAUGAAGAUGCCCCUGCAGAGUUGCCUGAAUGCGUCGGUCAUGGUUUUAGCUGCAGCUCUGACCCACAUUCAGAAUCCAACCGGGAGGCAGAUGAAACGGAAAAAAACUGUGUCCGAGCCGCACAAGGUGUCCGACUGGGUGGCUGGAGAAGUCCCUCCCUCGUCGCUGGAGGAGCCUCUGGCUUUCCUGGCCACCAGGGCGCUAUCCAGGCCGCGUUGCUCCCACGGCGGCUACGUCAGGGGAACCACUGGCUGUCCGGAAAACAGGGCGCUAACCUGA
This is a messenger RNA of Menidia menidia (Atlantic silverside), 537 nucleotides long. NCBI's taxonomy places the organism in Eukaryota, Metazoa, Chordata, Actinopteri, Atheriniformes, Atherinopsidae. The record is from the annotation of a GenBank genome assembly.